Messenger RNA from Varroa destructor (honeybee mite), 6187 nucleotides. It is a transcript of the gene Nedd4, whose product is annotated as E3 ubiquitin-protein ligase Nedd4. Lineage: Eukaryota; Metazoa; Arthropoda; Arachnida; Mesostigmata; Varroidae. Gene Ontology annotation, cellular component: cytoplasm. The record is from RefSeq and is a predicted model, not a curated record. Gene Ontology annotation, biological process: regulation of dendrite morphogenesis; ubiquitin-dependent protein catabolic process; protein ubiquitination. Gene Ontology annotation, molecular function: protein binding; ubiquitin protein ligase activity; sodium channel inhibitor activity.
CCGAGAAUAAAAAGCUGUCAACAAGAUUCGGCGCAUCCUAAAGUCAAAUUUAACCGUUUCAGGCGCCUUCCAUUUCGCUUUGCUAUCCCGUUUUUUCCCAAACAGGCAAAGUCACAAAUGAACGAGGUUCAUAUUAUCACGGUGAUAGAAAGUAGUGAAUAUACAUCCGCUCUGGAAUAAAUGAGGAGGCCUACUAUGCCGUCGAGUGUUGCAUAUGUGUUCUAUAGAGUGAUCUAGAAGUGUAAUAUACGAAGGUGUUGAGGGAUGUACAUACAGCAAGGCAAUAAAGGACGUGUCGGACUUGCUUGAACGGUCUCAAGGAAAUCGAAGUCGCCGUAGAUUAAAAUCACCGUAGAUCUGCGGCAACAACAGCACUGAAUGUGAAAUCGCACUUUUCUAUCAACGUGCAGACAACCCAUCUAUGAUUACGUGUGUGCUAUUUGAAUGUCCUACUCCUGAUACUGUUUCUGUGUAGAACGCUGCCUCUCUAUUCGUUGAAAAGGAAUUUGUAACAGAUAGACUCUGAUAAUAUUCGCCAUGAGACAUCUGCGAUGACAACAUCGAGCUGCUACAAUGACAAUGGCGUCUAUGGAUGCCUUGGAGGCAGUUGGAUACAGCUCCUCGUCUAAAAGGACGUAAGCUACUUGUCGAAAACGAAAGGUCUAUCGAGGUCUGGCCACGGGGCGUAGAAGCUCCGAUUUUAGCUGGUGCUGCUGUGGGGAACUCGACCCCAACGAGUCCAAACAGCGGCGCAAAUUCGUUUGGCACGGUGGAAACUUCUGCGGAACCCGGCUCGUCGGGGGCAUCGAAGCCGGCUAUCGUAUGGGACGACAUCGAACGAACCCUAGUCAUACAGGUGCUUCGGGGCUUCAAUCUCGCCAAAAAAGAUAUUUUUGGCACGUCUGAUCCAUACGUUCGCAUCUCCGUUCUCCUCAAUGAGCAACAGGUUACCGCGCUGUAUACACAGACCAAAAAACGCACGCUUAAUCCGCAGUGGGAUGAGGAAUUUCGAUUGAUUGUUUCACCGGUUCGGCACAAAGUGCUGGUAGAAGUGUUUGAUGAGAAUCGACUUACGAGGGAUGACUUUCUCGGCCUUGUAGAGCUGCCCUUGCCAACUAUAGGUGUAGACACCGUACCCAAACACUACAUUCUACGACCACGAAGCCAAAAAAGCCGCGUCCGGGGUCACGUACAGUUAGUUCAUUAUUACCUUUGCGAUGGUGAAAGACAGAAUACAGCACAUAAUCUAGGUCCAGUGGACGGACAAAACGCGAUCCACGGAAACGCGCAACUCGUUCAACAGCAGAAUGUCGGAAGAGGGGACGGUAUUAACAAUAACAACAAUAACAAUCUGAUCGCCGAUCGGCAAGCGGAUGCCGAGCAGGUGGAUCUGAGGAUCGAAGAUGUAAGAAUCGACAGUCUCCGAGACGAGGUCGCACGCGACGACCACAAUUAUCACCACCAUCAUCAUGUCGUAAGCUGUGAGCAAGGAGACGAGAUAACGAGCGAAAAUCAAGAUCCAAACGAAUCUUCAAGGCAAGCUAGCGUGGAUUCGACUUGGGAAAUAAUCAGCCGAAAUUCGGUGCAGGGCCCAUUGCCGCCCGGCUGGGAAGAGCGAAUGGACGCCAAUGGACGCAAUUAUUACGUCAAUCACAUUUUGAGGUAUACCCAGUGGCGUCGGCCUACUUUACACGAGGCAACGGAUAAUUCAGCCGCACAGACCGAGUCCCAGAACUGCGGUGGUGAAAGUGCUAUGAGCAGAGCUAGUAGCAGCUCUGUGCCAGCCGAACUGCAGAACAGUCGAGGCCACGACGAAAUAGGCCGCCACAGAGGAUCGAUAGGAACUUUCAGACAGACUUUAGACAGCAGUGGGGCAGGCGGAGGUGCAAACGGAGAAGCCGGCGGUAUCUCAACUGCGUCAUCGGCUGGAGGACAAGUGAGUUCGCCUAGUCAUGGGGACUUUGGGUUAGCUGGGCUAUCGUUGGAACCCCCGGAGGGAAAUGGAAGUUCCGGAAAAUCGCUAAGAUCUUCACAGGGAUCAGAAAUCCCCGUCGGCUCAGCCGGUGCUUCACAUGGAGAUGAGGAUAGUGCUCGGUCUGGGGCGAUUUUAGACAUAGUCGAUAGCAAUGUCAGUUCUCUCUCAGCACGGCGACAUGAGGGUUUAGCCAGGUCACCUGAGCUGUCAUACCAAAGUGGAAGCCCCGUCAGAUCAGUAAGACCUACGCAGUCGCCAGGUGCUCGAGCUGGGUCGGCAGGGUCUCUACAAAAUAGAGUCGGAUGUCAGCAAAGAGUGCAUAUCUCACAAGAGGGAAGACUCACUUUGGAUCAGUCGGCUGGCUGGCAACAAGCACAGCUUGAUACUAACGGAUUACCUGCUGGGUGGAGCCUACAGGUCGCCCCUAAUGGCCGUGUUUUCUUCAUCGAUCACAAUACAAAAACUACAACCUGGACAGACCCUCGAACAGGUAAACCUUCGCAUAUUGCCAGUCCCUCAGGGGCACCGAAGGGUCAAGGUAGUACCACCGGUAGCACGCUUACGCUCAACGAAAAACAGCAUGCGUCUGCUUCAGUGGACGAAUUAGGUCCUCUUCCUGAUGGCUGGGAGGAACGAAUCCACACCGAUGGUCGAAUCUUCUUCAUCGAUCAUUCGAACAGGCGAACUCAAUGGGAAGACCCACGAUUUAAUAAUCCCGAGUUGGCUGGACCGGCUGUUCCGUAUUCACGCGACUACAAACGUAAAUAUGAGUAUUUCAAAUCGAAGCUACCCAAGCCUCCAACAACACCUUCAGGCGGCCAUGCCAAACUCGAACUACGUGUGACCCGGUCAAAUAUAUUCGAAGAUGCUUAUAUGCAAGUGUCAUCCGUGACGAAGACUGAGUUACUGCGAACGAAACUUUGGGUCGAGUUCGACUCAGAAGAAGUCUUAGAUUAUGGUGGGGCCUCAAGAGAGUUCUUCUGUUUACUUUCGAAGGAAAUGUUUAAUCCCUAUUACGGCCUAUUCGAGUAUUCAGCCGCGGAUAACUAUACGCUUCAAGUUAAUCCAAUGUCCGGCGUGUGCAACGAGAACCACAUACCAUACUUCAAGUUUGUGGGAAGAAUUGCCGGUAUGGCUGUUUACCAUGGCAAACUUCUUGAAGCCUUUUUCAUUCGGCCCUUCUAUAAGAUGAUGCUGGGCAAAAACAUCGUAUUAAAGGAUAUGGAGAGUGUCGACACAGAAUACUUCCGAUCACUUAUGUGGAUACAAGACAACGACCCAGAAGAGCUGGACCUUCGGUUUUCUGUUGACGAAGACCUUUUCGGUCAGACUCAGGAGCGAGAACUGAAGCCCGGUGGAUCCUCGGAGCGUGUUACGCAAGCCAACAAAGCUGAGUACAUUGAUCUCGUCAUCAGCUGGCGCUUUGUAUCGAGGAUACAGCCGCAGAUGAAUGCAUUCCUCGAAGGAUUCAACGAGGUGGUUCCACUGCAGCUGUUAAAGGUGUUCGAUGAAAGUGAACUUGAGCUGCUGAUGUGUGGCAUAGGAAAAAUCGAUGUACGAGAUUGGCAUGUCAAUACCCUAUACAAAGGUGGGUAUCAUCCAAACCAAUUGGUGAUCCAGUGGUUUUGGAGACUGGUGCUUUCUUUCGACAACGAAAUGCGAGCUCGCCUUCUGCAGUUUGUUACCGGAACAUCUCGUCUGCCUAUGAAUGGAUUUAAAGAAUUGCAAGGAUCGAACGGUCCGCAGCAAUUUACGAUUGAGAAAUGGGGAAACAGCUCAAAUCUACCUCGCUCGCAUACGUGUUUCAAUCGCAUAGACUUGCCUCCGUACGAAAGCUAUCAGGAACUGCGCGACAAACUCAUCAAAGCCAUCGAGGGAUCUGAAUCUUUUGGAGGAGUUGACUAGAAUCGUCUACUACCAGCCAACAUGUCUCAUUAAGCGAAAGCAUUGUCUGCCUAUAGUAUCAACUGAAGUCAAACUUGUCAUUGUAAAAUGAUAAAUAGUUUAUAUAUAUAUAUAUUACAUGUUUCUACUGUAUAUGGUUAACGGAAAUCAGCUUUUCAGUGGCUCUUCUGUGGUCGUUAGUUGGUAAAAAAAACAAUAGUCGGUAUUGGUGAAUGCUCGUUGCUAAAUAUACGAAAUAUGAAAACAUAUUAAGUGCGCACCAUUUUAUUUUGUAUAUGGAAAAUGAUAAUCACAUAUGAAGAAAGACUUCAUUCGAGCAAAAUGUAUAUCAAUUUUCGUAAGUAUAUCACGCAGUUGUUUUGUUUAUUUUAAUCGAGAACAACUGAUUUUUAACAAUUAGACCUUUGAGUCAAAUUGAUCAUCGCAAGCAAUCAUUGAACGAGUCGGAAAGACCGAAAAUAUCGAAACGUCAAUCAAAAGUGAUACUAAGAAUAGGAUAUAAUAAUAAUAAUAAUAAUAAUAUGUUCUCUUCGUUGAAAGCGAAGCCUACAUAUAUCUACAUCUAGCAAAUAUAAAAAGUUUAAUAUAUAAAAAAUAUAAAGAGAUAAAUCAGAUAAUCGGAAAUGACCGACAGUCAAGGCAAACGCAGAUUUUAGUUAUUAUCGGGAAACGAAUCGACGACGAUAUCGAUAUAAAACGAACAACACAGUGUUAUUAAUAACCGGAUAUAAUAAUAUUGACGAUAAAUAUUGGAUAAUAAUAAUACCACGGGUAUCAGUUGACGAAUCAACUGCUGGGUCUCGAUUAAACAGUGAUGAGUCUCAGGGUACAAUUUUGAUAAUAAUAACAAUCAUCAUCGUUGCACAAACAAGAUCGCAACUUUGAUGGAGACACAGUAAGUUUGAAAAUAGUAAGUAUCACCUAAUUUUACUCGACCUGAAAAGUACAUUUGACGAAAGUGCCAGAAGUUGAGUGGCAGCGCUGGAGAUCCACACUAACCAAUCGAGCUUUUAUGAGCAAAGCCUGAUUUUUUUUUUCAACUAUUAUUGACAAUGCAUGCCCCAAGUCGUUGUUGCUCAUUGGUUCUGCUUAAUUUGUGGUUUUUUGUCACCCGUCGUUAGAGUCGGAAAGUCUGAAGAAUAUGGGGCAAAAACUGAACGCGAGUCGUUUAGGUACAAACAUCGAAUAAAUCGGAAAUGUAAGCAAAACGAAAAAGUUAAAGUGAUGAAAAAGAAGAAUAGCGGAAUUUCUCCUCUAUUGGGACAACGUUAGCAAGCCGAAGAGUCUCUACUUUGUUAUUGAGCGAGGACUGGCUUUGAACUCCGGACACCGGAAGUAAAAUGACAUGUACAGGAAAGAGGGAGCCACAUUAGUCUAUGACCUUAUGAUGAACAGAAAUACCGACACAUAAAGAUCUUUGCAUAUGAUUGCUUUCAGGCCAUCUGUAUGUUACCAUUUGAAAUUCAUGUGGAGUUGAAAUUCGGAUGUAUACUCAGAAAAUAACGAUGACUUUGUGAUUACAUGAUUAUAGAAGUGCAGCAUUUGGGGGCAUUAGGUGCUGAAGGAUGACAAGAGACAGCAAUAUAUGUCUUCCUCGUCGAGUGUCAACGAUAAGCUUUUCUGGAAAUCGAGGUCCAGCGGUAUGGGGAAAUGACGUGGAUAUGAUGCAUUGGUAUUGGCCAUAUCUUCUCUAUCACUUGUGGCCAUCACGUCCACAGAAGAGACAUCCAUACACCUUCUAUAAGUGAUGUUGUUGAAAAACACAUUGUUGUCACUUUUUACAUGCUAAUUUACCAGCUCAAUAAGAACAAGGUAGGCGCAAGUUGCGGAACAACAAACGAGGUGAACAGUAAUUCAGUAAUACUUAAUCUAACAUUAAUUACAAAAGCAAGAAAAGAUUCUAUGAUUUAAAAAACAUAUGUGAACGACGUGACCUUAAAAAUGUGACGUGAUCACGUACAUAACAUUAUAUAUCAAGAUAUAUAUUCCAACGAAAGGUUCGAUCAAAAUCAAGUAUAGAUCGCAUACAUGAGCAAGGCUUAGUUGAAUUAUGAAAGAACUAUCAGGAAAUAAUGUGAGCGCAAUAAUCUAUACUGCUACUGGGAUAGGGUAUGCUAUAUACGACAAGAGUCUCCAUUUUAGGCUCAUGUGGUUACUUAAACAGUCAUAUUGAAGACAGAAAACAUACAAAACACAAACAGAAGAAUGUACGAAUAAGCCACAAAAACAAUCACCGUUUACUCAAUUAUUAUACAAUAAAUAAAUAUUAUUGAAUAAAUUAUGUGCAUAAUUAUAAUCAAUACAUUA